Epithele typhae is the source of this 1032-nucleotide messenger RNA. RefSeq lists its product as uncharacterized. Bases 1 to 1032 code for a protein of 343 amino acids. Gene Ontology annotation, molecular function: protein binding. The record is from RefSeq and is a predicted model, not a curated record. The transcript has 5 exons. NCBI's taxonomy places the organism in Eukaryota, Fungi, Basidiomycota, Agaricomycetes, Polyporales, Epitheliaceae.
AUGCCGCCCCGUGGAAGCGAGGGCUACGACUUCACCCCCAUCCUCACCCACUACCUCUUCCUCUUCACAACUAUCCUCGCCGUUAUAGGAUGGUUUGUUGCGUUCAUAGGCCAGGCAGUGGCGACCGCCCAACUUGGUAACGGCCGCGUUGGAGUGGUAUGGUUCGCCAUUUUCCUGCAGCUCUUCCUCAUCCUCGGCAUUAUCCACACACUCGCGACCGACUCUAUCGCCAUGCACCGGUUCCAAAUCGCGACCUUCGGCUCCAUCGCGAUCGUCUUCGCCGUGCUCGGCGUCAACGAGGGCAUCUUCUCUGGCUCGUCUGCUCUGGACGCCAUGUCCGCCGGCUGGCUCAUCCUCGCCAUGGUCGACAUCCUCUGGGUCCUCUACUUCACCUCGGAGGAGGACUCGCUCAUGCUCCACGUCUUCAAUUCCCUCGGCACCGGUGGUCUCACCCCGCCCUCGCGCCGCCGCCGCGGCACCCGUGCGGGCUCGAUGAUGAACAUGGGCGGCGCCGGCAAUGGCUACACUGCCGGCUACUCCACCGGGGGCAUCGGGCCCAUGUACGACACCAAGAUGGGCGGCAGCAUGGCCGGCCCCAUCGGCGGCAACGGCUCCUUCCGCGCGGGCAGCAUGGAGGGUGGCGCGCCACGCAGCCUCGGCGCGGGCAGCAUGAACCAGCUCGGCAGCAACGCCGGCCCCGGGUCGAUAGGCGGCGGGGAGGGCAGCAUCGGGCCCGCGUCGCCACUCAUGGGUCCGGGUGCUGCGGGCAUCGGUGCAGGCGGCGGCGGCGCGCAGCCUGUCACGCCCGCCACGACAGGAGUGGGCUCGGACAGCGGGGUGGGCGAUGCGCAUCAGUACAGGGCGAAGGCGUUGUAUAACUACACCGCGUCGGUGGACGAUCCCAACGAGAUCACCUUCGCCAAGGGAGAGAUCCUUGAGAUUCUCGACAAGAACGGGAAGUGGUGGCAAGCAAGGAAAACAGACGGGACAGUUGGAAGUGAUGCGCCAUCCAAUUACCUGCAGAUCGUUUGA